UCAUCGAAGAAGACAAAAGCGAAAGUUAGCUAGACGAGCUGAGACAAAGCUCCUGCUUGACAGAGAAUAAACACACGCAAUGUUGCAAGUGUUGAUAAAGAGAGACUCAUGGCGGCAGCUGAUGAAAUAUUCGCGCUUUUUGAAAGGGACGAUAGCGUCGUACGAGGAGGAACUUUUCUCGAACAAGAGCGGACUAAGGAUAGACAUGUGGAAGCUGUUAGCGAGGCCCCAAUUGUGUUACGCGUUGAAGACGUCCGGCAGCGGAUGGGUGGUCAAGGAGAGCGUCGGCCGCAGUGGGGGAGCUCCACUUCGAGGCAGGAGUAUCCACAGCCCCCUCAAGUUAAAGCGGAAGACGAGGAACUUUGGAUCACGCCGAAGGAAGAGUGUCUGCGAGGGCAGGGGGAGGCUUAUCUCGCCAAGUUGCCUCUGACUGUUGUCUCUGUGAAGACUGAAGAGCAUGAAGACGAACCACCUGAGUCCUCACAGCUUCACCACAGUCCAAACGUCCAGCAGCUGAUUGGUCGGCAAGAAGAACGUCUUUCUUAUCCGCAUGCGGGGAGCUCCACUUUAGAGCGAGAAGAUCCACAGACCUUCCGCAUUAAAGAGGAAGAGGAGGAACUCUGGAUUAGUCAGGAGGAAGAGUGUCUUCUAUGGCAGGAGGAGGCCGAUCUCGCCAAGUUGCCACUGACCGUUGUCUCUGUGAAGACUGAAGACCACGAAGAGAAACCACCCGAGUCCUCACAGCUUCAUUAUAGUCUAAGUGAGAAGAACAGGGGGGCGGAGCCUCAAAGCUGCAGCAGAUUACCACCAAACCUGAGGACAGAAGCUGAUGAAGACGACUGUGGAGGAUCACAAGCAGACAGCCUCUUAGCUCCACUGUCAGGCAGUGACGACACAUCACACUAUCCAGAGGAUGGAGACAGAGACGACGCUCAAGAACCUUUGAGCAGCGAUACAGACUGUGAAGAGGAUAUCAAGACUGAUACCGACAUCAAAAACUCUGAAUGUUCUAAACAAAACAUGUGUAGAAAAUGUUUGACCUGCUCAGUUUGUGAUAAACCCUUUUCUUAUAAGAGUGACCUGGCUCAACACAUGCGGACGCACACUGGAGAAAAACCUUUUAGUUGCUCUAUUUGCCAUAAGCUGUUCUCUGUCAAAAGCAACAUGCGUUCACACAUGAAGAGACACACGGGACAAAGACUUUUCAGUUGCUCGGACUGCGGUAAAACGUUCUUUCAAAAGGUGCACAUGCUGUCCCACAUGAGGACGCACACGGGAGAAAAACCUUUCAGUUGCUUGGUUUGCGGCAAAACCUUCUCCGAGAAGAAUUCCGUCAGGUUACACGUCAGAACGCACACGGGAGAAAAACCUUUCACUUGCUCGGUUUGCGAUAAAAGAUUUUCCCGGAAGACGCUGUUGGUGUCGCACACGAGAACGCACACGGGAGAAAAACCGUACCAAUGCUCAAUUUGCGGGGAUGGGUUUUCUCGGAAGUCGUCUUUGAACAAACACAUGCAGAGCCACUGAUGGUUCUUCUGGCUUCCAUGCAGUUGGCGUUAGAAGUGAAGUGUUGAAGUGUCUUUAACACAAAGCUAUAGACGGGUUAACUUCCCUAAUAUAUUUUAUUUGAUGCUGUAUUUAAUUCUGGACCUUGAAUGCAACACAUAAUCAUUGUUGAUGUUUUCUAAUGCAUCGAUCAACUUGCUGGUUUUAUCUUCACACUCAUAAAGUGCAAGUCAACUGUUACUUCUUCCAAAAAACAGGAUUAUAUAUAUUUAGUAAAACUGAUAACACUUUUCAUAUCUUGUUGAUGUACUUUAUUUGAUGUGCACCAUGGAAAGCGUUUGUCAGCCUUAUAUAUGCGCACGCAAUCACGCCAUAAAGGAGUUUGUGCCAUCGUCUAUUUGCUGGUGACUAUUUCCCGUUGGAAUGUCCAUACGAGUUCAACGAAGACUGUGUUGAGUUUUCCUCUUUAUUUGAUAUAUUACCUGUUUUUUAUUGGAUGAUAUUGCAGUACUGUUUGAUUUACAAACCCCAAAACCAGUGAAGUUGGCAUGUUGUGUAAAUAAAAACAGAAUAUAAUGAUUUGCAAAUCCUUUUCUACCUAUAUUCAAUUGAAUAGACUGCAAAGACGAGAUAUUUAACGUUCGAACUGGAAAACUUUUUUUUUUUUUGUGUGCAAAUAUUAGCUCAUUUGGAAUUUGAUGCCUGCAACAUGUUUCAAAAAAGCUGGCACAAGUGGCAAAAAAGACUGAUAAUGUUGAGGGAUGCUCAUCAAACACUUAUUUGGCACAUCCCACAGGUGAACAGGCUAAUUGGGAACAGGUGGGUGCCAUGAUUGGGUAUAAAGGCAGCUUCCAUGAAAUGCUCAGUCAUUCACAAACAAGGACGGGGCGAGGGUCACCACUUUGUCAACAAAUGCGUGAGCAAAUUGUCCAACAGUUUUAAGAAGAACAUUUCUUAACCAGCUAUUGCAAGGAAUUUAGGGAUUUCACCAUCUAAGGUCUGUAAUAUCAUCAAAAGGUUCAGAGAAUCUGGAGAAAUCACCGCACGUAACAUUGCAUGCCCGUGACCUUGGAUCCCUCAGGCGGUACUGCAUCAAAAAGUGACAUCAGUGUGUAAAGGAUAUCACCACAUGGGCUCAGGAACACUUCAGAAACCCACUGUCAGUAACUACAGUUUGUUGCUACAUCUGUAAGUGCAAGUUAAAACUCUACUACGCAAAGCGAAAGUCAUUAAUCAACAACACCCAGAAAUGCAGUCGGCUUCGCUGGGCCCGAGCUCAUCUAAGAUGGACUGAUGCAAAGUGGAAACGUGUUCUGUGGUCUGACGAGUCCACAUUUCAAAUUGUUUUUGGAAACUGUGGACGUCGUGUCCUCCGGAA
Molecule: messenger RNA, 2884 nt
Organism: Entelurus aequoreus (snake pipefish)
Lineage: Eukaryota; Metazoa; Chordata; Actinopteri; Syngnathiformes; Syngnathidae
Product: zinc finger protein 37-like
Exons: 3
Coding region: 109-1527 (472 amino acids)
Biological process (GO): regulation of transcription by RNA polymerase II
Molecular function (GO): DNA-binding transcription factor activity, RNA polymerase II-specific; RNA polymerase II cis-regulatory region sequence-specific DNA binding
Source: RefSeq, a predicted model, not a curated record